ACACAUAAAGUUGGUUGAAGAAAUACAAGAAGUGGCAUCUCCCUCCACCCAUAGUUCGUAGUAUUGCAGUCCGCAGAUGGAUACUCUUGGGGGGUUUCAAGAAACAAUCACGCGACAACUCGUUUCUUGUAACACAGCACAGCGAGCUUCCUGUGAAAGUGAAAGUAAAGGAGUCGCCACAAAACUGUGGGAGUCGUUUAUUCGACGAAGAAGCAAUGGCCGAAUGCAAUUUUGACAACGCAUCAGAAAGACCCUCUCUCUUGGAGGCAGACCUAACCUGUCCAGUGUGUAAGGACCUCUUCCGAGAACCAGUUCUUUUGUCCUGUACCCACAGUUUCUGCCAUGAUUGUCUGGAGCGUAGCUGGGAGCAGAAAGGGAUACGGGAAUGUCCCGUGUGCAGGAAGAGGUGCGAAGGCGAGCAGCCGAUUCCCAACCGUGCGCUGAAGAACACAUGCGAGUCCUAUCAGAAAGAAAAGGGCCUUUGGGUUCCGCUCGUGGCCGAGAAACGGUGUGGGUUACACCACAAAGAGCUGGUGCUGUACUGCGUGAAGGACGAGGAGCCCGUCUGCGUCGACUGUGUAACGCUGCAUAGAGGCCACGAACUGAGUACUCUGGAACAGAGCGCACCUUACUGCAAGGAGGAACUGGACAUUAAAUUGCGUGUCUUGGAAGAGAAAAUGCAAUUCUUUAAAAUAAUUAGUCACAAAUAUAAGGCAACAUCGGAGUAUAUCCAGAGUCAAGCUCAACAGACAGAGAGACAGAUAAAAAUGGAGUUUGAGAAACUUCAUCGGUACCUGAAUGAAGAGGAGGCCUGCAGGAUCGCCAUGCUGAGAGAGGAGGAGGAGCAAAAGAAGCAGAUGAUGGAGGGGCGGAUCGCCAGUCUUAAACAAGAAAUGACUGAGCUGGCUAAGCUCAUCCAAACUGUAAAAAGGGAGAUGGGAACUGAUGUCCUAUCUUUCCUGCAGAAUUUCAGAGCCUUGAAAAGAAGAGCCCAGUGGACCGCUGAUGAUCCUCCAAGUGUCUCCGGGUCGCUCAUCAACGUAGCCCAACACCUCGGCUCGCUCGCCUUCAAAGUGUGGGAGAAGAUGCAGUCGCACGUGGCGUACAUCCCAGUGAUACUGGACCCCAACACUGCGUCCCCCUGGCUCUCCAUGUCUCCGGACAUGUCCAGCGUGUAUGCCAGCAAGGAGAGGCAGCUGGUGCCGGACAACGCGGAGCGCUUCGACCCCUGCGUGUUCGUCCUGGGCUCGGAGGGCUUCACCUCCGGGCGCCACCACUGGGACGUCCACGUGGGCGACAACCCCAAGUGGAUCGUGGGAGUCUGCAAGGACUCCCUGCCCCGGAAGCGCAAGUUCACCAUGUCCACCAAGAGCGGCGUGUGCACCAUCGGGCUGAGCAAAGGGGUGUACAGCGCCCUGACCGUGCCCCGCACUACGCUCCCUCUGGAGAAGCUGGAGAAGGUCAGGGUGAAGCUGAACUGUGAAAAAGGCACGGUGUCCUUCUGGGAUCCCAGCAAGGACGAGCACAUCUGCACCUUCAAUGAGAAGUUCACCGAGAGGGUGUUCCCGCUCUUCGGUCCGGGCCUUCAAGUCACUCCCAUGGCCGUCACUCCAGCGAGCAUCACCCUAAACUAUGCGUGAGGAGCCAGACUACUCACUUCAGGUAGCCUGAGAAGCUACAAGGUGACCGGCUUUCCCUGCUCUGCCUUGCUGUUUGCAUGACCGUGAUGAAUUGUGAAUCAGAGUGAUCAGGAGAGGAAGGGAAGUUCUUUGAGAGGCUGAUUUGAAUAUUUUGAUCUUUCAGAUUUAGGACUUUAAAUCUUUUUUUUUUGUCUUUACUGUCCAUCUCAGAUAUUUGGUAGGGGGCUUUAAAGGAAAAAUUCACCUGGAAAAUGUCAUUAGAAAAUGUGCUGCUCUUUUCUGUGUGGGGAGUGGGGAGUGUGGCUACAGUGCCUGUAGCGUGGGAUCAGAUUGCGGUGGAGCAUUUGUAGCUACCUAACUACUGAAAUGACAGAGGUGCAGCACAAAUACAGCAAAGCUGUACAUGUAGUAAUAAAAACGGAUGUAAAAUAGCUAUACAAACUGAGGUGAAUGGGCAGGGUUGAGAAUGGAGGAGGAGACGUAUUUGACGUAUAAGACAGGACCACAGCAAUGCAAGGCAAAACUCCUGCCUAGUGUGCCUUUCUAUAAAACAAAAUCCUCAGAUGAAAACAGUGCCCUUAAAAGGACACAGAUGCCUUACCGUUGGCCUCCAUCUGUGAACACAUAACUCACAUUUUUGGAUGAAACCCUCGGAUCACUAGUCAAGUUGUGAAUUUGAAGGAAAGGUUGAUGAAAGUGAAGCCUAAAGAGCAUUAUAUGGCAGUUAGAGGUACAGUAAAGUAAUACAAAUUCAUAUAUUUGGAAAGGACAAGGAACAAGCCCAAAAAGGUGAAUGUCCCACAGUGUCCCCAGUCAAUGUCCUGAUAUCAAAUCCACUGAGAAUCUAUGACACUUAAAAUUUUGGUCCACAAGCAUCGUCCAACCAACCUGAAGAACCUGGAGCAAAUCUGCCUAGAAGAAUUGGGAAAAAAUCACUCCAGACAAUGUAGAUACUUACCUUAAAGCUCUUAUUGCAGCAAAACAUGACUCUAUAAUGUUAACGUGUGGUGCUUGAUUUUGCAUGCAGGCACAAGUUUUUCAUUUUCAUUUUCUUCAAAAUAUCUGCUUGCAAAUAACUCAUUUUGGCCUUCUGAAUUUUCUGUUAGAGCACAUGCAUUUACAAUUGAAAUACUGAUUGUAAAAAUGUGUCUAAGCAUCAUUUGUAAUGCUGAGAAAUUUAGUUGUCAAGGGGUCUGAAUACUUUAGUCAUAUUCAGCUUCAUAAUAUUGAAGUAUUUUGUCUAUGUAGGUGCAGGUACCUUUCCUCUGUCAAUUGGCAACUUGGUGUGCCAGUAUAUCAUUCUUUUCAAUUUAUCUGUAUGGGGACUGUAUUGUUAUUACAAUGUGAAAUCGGACUACCAAAAUUGCUGAAUACAACAGAAUUGUACAACUUAUGAGAAAUCAAUAUAACCUAUAUAUAUAUUUUUUUUAAAUAUUGCUGCAGCUUAUCUACAGAAAUUUCUUCAAAGGGGUAGUUCCCCCAAAAAUGAAAUUCUGGUGUUUCCACUUAGCCAAAGUAAUACCAAUUAGACAAGUAGAUGGAGUCUGUCCAUCCAAAUAGUCUUGCUGAAAUGGGAUGAGUUUUCUAUAUAUUCGCUGGAGCUCACCCUGAUAAAACGCACCCUGUGGGGCCAUUUUCCUCUGGCUUCGAAAAUGUGCCAAAAAUUUACAUCAGAAAAAUUCAACAGUAAUGCUUCUUUCCAAAUAUAAUUCUGCAGUUUGUGCGAGAUGUGUAAGUGGAAACAUACCUUCAUUUCAUUUUUGGGUGAACUACCUUUUUAACAUGUCUAACAUGUCCACAAGAGGGUGCCUAAAACUUGAUAAAAAGUGUACAACACCAAAUAAAGUUUUUUCUUGUUUCAAAAAAG
This is a messenger RNA of Anguilla anguilla (European eel), 3507 nucleotides long. RefSeq names its product tripartite motif containing 35-28 (gene trim35-28). The record is from RefSeq and is a predicted model, not a curated record. The transcript is spliced from 6 exons. Bases 216 to 1640 code for a protein of 474 amino acids. NCBI's taxonomy places the organism in Eukaryota, Metazoa, Chordata, Actinopteri, Anguilliformes, Anguillidae. Gene Ontology annotation, molecular function: protein binding; zinc ion binding.